Messenger RNA from Panicum virgatum (switchgrass), 1650 nucleotides. Its product is annotated as WRKY transcription factor WRKY71-like. Bases 171 to 1256 code for a protein of 361 amino acids. Gene Ontology annotation, biological process: regulation of DNA-templated transcription. The record is from RefSeq and is a predicted model, not a curated record. Gene Ontology annotation, molecular function: DNA-binding transcription factor activity; sequence-specific DNA binding. NCBI's taxonomy places the organism in Eukaryota, Viridiplantae, Streptophyta, Magnoliopsida, Poales, Poaceae. The transcript has 2 exons.
GCGGCUCGUCCCCCGGCCAUUGCCCUCCACGCUGCUCAGGCAUUCCUCCUACUCCAGCUCCUCUUCUCUCUUCGUUCUCUCGUCUCCUCUUCUCAAUCGAGCGCUCGAUUGUUGACCUGCUCAGCUGCACGCCGGCCUGAGACAUCGGAGGGGGGCGUGGUGACCGGCAGAUGGAUCCGUGGAUCAGCAGCCAGCCUUCUCUGAGCCUUGACCUGCACGUCGGCCUGCCGCCGCUCAGCCGCCACCAGGCGCCGCUCGCCUUGGCCAAGCCCAAGGUGCUCGUCGAGGAGAACUUCCUGCAGCCUCUCAAGAAAGAACCAGAGGUCGCGGCUCUCGAGACGGAGCUCCAGCGGAUGAGCGAGGAGAACAGGUGCCUGGCCGAGGCGCUCACGGCGGUGGCCGCCAAGUACGAGGCGCUGCGGAGCCAGUACACGCAGAUGGUCGCCGCGGGCGCCACCACCACCGGCCCGUCCUCCACGUCGGAGGGCGGGUCGGUGUCGCCGUCGAGGAAGCGCAAGACGAGCGAGAGCCUGGACACCGUGGCGGCGGCGCCGGGCGCGCAGCACCCGCAGUACGGCCUGCACGGCGGGCCGCACCCGGGCGCCGCGGCGGCGGCGGACCAGACGGAGUGCACCUCCGGCGAGCCGUGCAAGCGCAUCCGGGAGGAGUGCAAGCCCAAGGUGUCCAAGCUGUACGUGCACGCCGACCCGUCGGACCUGAGCCUGGUGGUGAAGGACGGCUACCAGUGGCGCAAGUACGGGCAGAAGGUGACCAAGGACAACCCCUGCCCGCGGGCCUACUUCCGGUGCUCCUUCGCGCCGGCCUGCCCCGUCAAGAAGAAGGUGCAGCGCAGCGCCGACGACAACACCAUCCUGGUGGCCACGUACGAGGGCGAGCACAACCACGGCCAGCCCCCGCCGGCGCCGGCGCAGCAGGCGCACGACGGCCCGGGCGCCAGCAAGAACGCCGCCGCCAAGCCGCCGUCGCCGCCCAGGCCCGCCGCCCCGCCGGCGCCUCACCACCCGCAGCUCCACCACCACCACCACCACCACCAGCAGCAGCAGCAGCAGCAAGACGUCGCUGCGGCGAUGAGCGGCGAGCCCGUGGGCGCGGCGGCCGCGGCGACGUCGGAGCUGAUCCGGCGCAACCUGGCGGAGCACAUGGCGAUGACGCUGACGAGGGACCCCAGCUUCAAGGCGGCCCUCGUCAGCGCGCUGUCCGGCCGGAUCCUCGAGCUCUCGCCCACCAAGGAAUAACAACCGGGGAAAAGGGAAACGUAUCCCAAUACCAUCACACGAGCUUCUUCUUGGUUGCUCAGAUUUCCUCGCAGCCAUGGCCAACCGGGCUUGGCCUUCCUCUGCUCACUGUUCUAGCAAAACAGCAAGAUCACUGGUGGACGUGAGGAUCUGCAGUUCGGCAUCAGUAUCAAAACGACUGAAGAGUCUGCGCCGCGCAUCCGGACAUGGCGCGGACCGAAGAUCACCACGGCGGGUGAUCUGACCUGAACCUGAUUGACCGGCGAUGGUCGAGUUUAUUAGCAGAUCGAAAAUAGCACAGGAAACAACAUCAAACUGUACAAUCCUUGUAGGCAAAUUAUUGUUCGCCCAUUUUUCCUUGAUAAAAUGAAAUCGUUAUAUUUUUCUCCCUCUC